Messenger RNA from Adineta steineri, 897 nucleotides. The record is from the annotation of a GenBank genome assembly. Lineage: Eukaryota; Metazoa; Rotifera; Eurotatoria; Adinetida; Adinetidae.
AUGUGGUCAUCAAUGAAUUCAGAUGAAAAUUAUCUUAGUGAAGGUCCAACAAAAGAACAAAGAAUACUUCUUUCGAAAACGAAUCGAAAUGAUGAAAAACAUUUGAGAAAAGAUUCACGUGGAAUUGAAUAUAUUUUUUCAUAUAUUGAUCGACAUCAUCCACAUCGAAAAAAAAGAAUCUAUCGUUUAACUUGGCGAACAUUUAUUGAUUCAGUUAUUCGAAGUAUUUGUCAAUUAAGUGCAGCUUAUCUUUUUGGUUUAUCUCCUCAAUCAAUUCAUUCUGGAUUAUGGGGUUUUAAUUACAACUCAGUACUAACAAGUCAAGCAUUAGGUCGAAUGUUUUUUGUAUUACAUGGUUAUAAAAUUUGGAUAUUAACAUUAUAUGGUUCAUUAAUGACAUUAAUUGUUCAAACUUGUAUAUCAUCAUUCUUAAAUCCAGUUGGUUGGAUAUUUUGUUUAUUAAAUGGUUCAAAAAAAAUUAUACCGGUUAAAAUAGUAUCAAAUUUAAAUGGAUUUAUUUAUGAAGGAAGUCCUGAUGCUAUUCAAUGUUUAAUUUCAUGUGGAUUAAAUUCAAAUAAUAGUGAUUAUGAUGGAAAAAAUGCUUUACAUUUAGCAAUAAUAACAAAUCAUUAUGGUAUUGUUAGUUUUCUAAUAGAAAAUAGUCAAGUUCGGUUUGAUUUAUUUGAUCAUUCUAAUCAAACACUUAUAGAUUAUGUUAUGAAUUUCUCUAAUUCUAAUAAAAAAAAUUAUUUAAUUGAUAAAAUUCAAAAUAAAUAUAAUUCAUCGAAUAUUUCAUCAGAUAUAUUAAAACCAACAUAUACAAGACAAAAAAGUUAUUUGAAAGAAAAUUUAAAUCCAAUAAAUCUUGAUGAAAUUUUAUUUCCUUCACUUUUCUGA